GGUGCCAAAAGGAUUUUUUUUCCUCUCUUUUCUCUCUUUUCUCUCCUCUGUGCUAUUCUCCUUAUCACAAAAUGUCCAAAAAUAAAUAAAUAAAAUAAAAAAGUUUCUCCUUCUUUCUCAGCCGACUACUUUUAUUCUUUUCAAAUGUGAAGCAAAAAGAAAUUAAAAAGAGACGAAUACAGAACAAACGGUGAAAAUGGGAGUUGUGCCCUAAAUUUAAUAUCUUUUCUCCCCAAUUUCUUCCUUCCAUCCGCGCGCGUUGUGCCCUAAAUUUCCCCCAUUCCUCUCGUUCGUGUUUCUCCCCAUUCCGGCCAUCUUAAGUCUUGUUGCCACCACCACCCCCCUCCUGCCCGUCCGCCCAAACCUCCUCCACCAACCCGUUGCCACCACCAACCCGUCGCCACCACCCCCGUCUUCUCCAAACCUCUGCAAUCAACCUGAAGCUUCAAAUUGUGGGCGUCGGUUGUCACCCCUCCGCCGAAAAAAAUAUGAAAAGUUGACCAAGUGCCCUAAGUGUGGUUUGUCAAGGUGGAAGAUCGCUAAGAACUCAAAAAAGGAAAAAAGUGGUGUGGCUGCUAAGCAGAUGUGGUACUUUCCAAUAAUUCCAAGAUUUAUAAGAAUGUUCAAGAGAUCUGAAAAUGCUAAGAACUUGGGUUGGCAUGCAAUAGAUAGACAAGUUGAUGGUAUUUUGAGACACCCGGCUGACACUCCAUCAUGGAGGUUGAUAGACCACAUGUGGCCAACCUUUGGGUCAGAACCGAGAAAUCUUCGUUUGGGUUUGUCUACUGAUAGAAUUAACCCAUUUGGAGAUAUGUCGACGACGUACAGCCCAUCAUCACUACAAUAUACAACCUUCCACCAUGGCUGUGUAUGAGAAGAAAACAUUUGAUGUUGACAAUGUUAAUAUCAGGUCCAAAGCAACCGGGAUACGAUAUCAAUACGUACUUAGCACCUUUAAUUGAUGAUCUACAAAUGUUGUGGACGGAUGGAGUUCGUUGUUUCGAUGCAUAUAAGGAAGAAUAUUUCACACUACGGGCUGUCUUAUUGUGGACCAUCAACGAUUUUCCAGCAUACGGUAAUCUAUGCAGUUUUAGUGUGAAAGGAUAUAAGGCUUGUCCAAUAUGUGGAGAGGAGACUACUUCAAUAAAAUUGCAACAUGGAAAAAAAAUGUCAUACAUGGGACACAGGAAGUAUUUGCCAAGACAUCAUCCAUACAGAUUACAAUCUCAUUGCCAGUCUCAUUGACGAUCUAAUGGGCAACCAGAAGGGACGUAGUUUAUCUGGUAGUGACGAUGUUUUCACCCAGGCAUUGGGAGGGAAAGAUCGUCCGGGCAUACUCCGAGGCGUGGGGAAGUACGUGACUAAGAAAAAAUAUUUCUAUACCCCAAUGGAAUCUAAAGAAGGUAAUGAGGAGAGGACAGUGUAUGAGGAACAUGAUCAAAUGGCCAAACGAAUUAUCGAGCUAAAAGCGGAGUUGCAUAUAAUGAAAAAAGAUGAGUGUGCGAAAGGAGAUGAAGAAGAACAAGACCCUAGUAUGUGUUCGAAAGGAACACCAUCAAUCGAAUGGGUUUCAGAUGAUGAGACUGAAGACGUAGCCUCUGAUUCAGUACCAGAUAAAGCGGCAGACGUUGUGACAUAAGUGAAGAAAGAAGAAAAUGUGGGGGACACAAUAUCAAGUGACUUGAAGGUUGGAACUCCGUGUAUGCUUGCGUUUGAAACUAAAGAUACUAUCAUUGCACAUGGGACAAUAUUUGAUGCUGAAGGUGACGGUGAGAACAUCAAGGUAUUAGUGGAUGUUGUCCUCGAUGGCCAAUGUGUGAUUCUGAAACCGAAAAAGGAAGGAGUCACCAAACUGACGCAUGAAGUCGGAUCACAUUUAAUGUGGCCACGACAUCUUGUUCUUACUAGGAAUGAUAAGAAGGAAACUGUGGGCUUCAAUACGGAUCUGUCCACAUUCUCUAGUGCAACAUUUCUACGUGCUCCAGUGGUGCUCUGGUGUUUGGUUAGACUCGCUGAACAUAUGGGGUCAUCGAUUCAACUAAACACGCCUUCAGAGGUAUUCAGUGUGAAGAGAAAAUGUUGCAUUAUGGUUGAGUCACUGAGGGAUUUCUCGUCAAUGCAACCAAUAUGCACAUCAUGUCUAGAUGCUUACAUGAUGUACCUUCACACAAUUAUGGUACAAGGACGAAGUUCAAGCUUGUUCAAGUUCAUGGAUGCCGGAUCUGUAAGUUACUCGAGUUACAAACAAUCGCGUGCGCAGUUGUUGAAUGCUCGACUUCUCGGAGCCGAGUAUGACCAAGUAGUAUUGUUCCCAUACAACUCUGGCAAUCACUGGACAUUGGUCGUUGUUAAUCCUACAAAGGGUGCUGCAUAUUGGAUUGACCCGUUGAAGAAUCAGAUUGACGGAGACAUGAGUGAAGUGCUUCAAAUGUCAUUCAAUAUAUCAAAGAAGAAAAAACCAAAUUGGAAGGUUGUUAAGUGUCCCAAACAAAAUGGGGUGGUAGAAUGCAGGUACUAUGUUAUGCGAUUCAUGCGGGACAUAAUUUCUGCGAGGAGUACUUCGAUUGUAGAUGUCAUGAAAAGUUUACCUCCUACGUACUCUCAAGAUGAAAUUGAUGAAGUUAGAUCAGAAUUGGCAGAGUUCCUUUCUAAGCACGUACAUCGUGCUUAGCGCCGAUUAGAAAACAACAUUUUUUGAAGUAUUUUGUGGGGAUUUUUUGUUAAUAUAAUUUUGUUAAACCCGACACACAAGAAAAUGUUAAGCACAUUGUUUUGAACAGACUUAAGCAUGAAAAGGGUAAGUGAAUGGUUAUUUUAUCACAUCUAAGUAUAUGUGACUUGCUUUUAAGUAAGUGGAUAUGAAUGUGUGUUUGCUUAUUUGUUUCUUAGGAAGAGUUCGAUAUAUAUGUGACUGGCUCAUGGAAUUUUGUUAUUUGGUGCCAUACUGCAUUGGGAUAUGAAUCUUCUUGCAAUCAAAUAACUGUCGAAGUACUGCGGUUUUUCAAAAUAUGGACAGCUUUGUCAUACACAUGGGAUAAUGUUGGGCACUUCAUUCAAGUAAGAAGCUAUAGACCUAAAUUGUCGCAAACCAACAAUGAAUGGUACGUCGAUACAUGUAUGUUUUCACAUGAACCCUUCAUUCACUGUAGCACUUUUUUUGUUCAUGAACCUGAGUAGUUGCUGUAAUCUUCCUAUCCGUUUUAAUAAUCCGAGAGAAUUGGUACACAAUUAUUCAUAGUUCAUCUUUAUUUGCGAUGAUUGCCUAAUACAAACUGUUCAACUCUAAGGAUUACAAAUUUUCGUACAUGUAUUGUCGUAGCUUUUUUGUUCUAAGGACUAGGAACGACCCAAGAAGUUGUUCAAUUUGCAGUGACCAUUUGGUUGGACGUUCUUCUUCUCCUUGAUCUCUUUCUCUUCUUCUUAGGAACUUCAUUUUCAUUAUCAGAUUGGAUAUCCAUUACCAUAUUCUGUUUGCCAUCUGUAAUAUGAUAAUCUCGUUCUUCCACUUCUUCUUGCAGUGACCAUUUGUUUCUUAUCAUUAUUAGCUAUAUUAUUGGUCAAGUGAGAACUCAUAUGACAUCCCAAGGAUCUCCUACAAGCAAAACUCUUAUUACAGAGCUUGCAAACAUGUCUUGACCCUAAAUUAGCUUCCAUUCACGAAAGCCUUUAAAGGAACCACCAUGAAAACAUAAGAGAAAUUUCAACCAGAAGGGAAAAGAAAAAACACCAAAGGAAGAGAUGAAAAAGCUAAUGAAACUUCAAAAUUAAUCCAAAAGCUUGAAUUGAUGUUGCAAUUUGUGAUCUCAUAACACUAAAUACAAGAUCCAAUACACAAUGAAAAUAGAAAAACAAAUCCAACCCACAGAAUAUGAAGAGGGACCACCAUGAGUGGGACGGUUUAGAGAGGGGGGACCACAGUGAGUGGGGUAGUAAAAUGAAUAGAGAAGGGGAGAGUGAGAGGGGGUAUGUUUUUUGUAUGUGUAUUCUGGAGAGAAAGAGUAGCAGAUAGACCCUUCAAAGGCAUUCCAUCACUUGUCUGGUCUUCCAAAAUCUGGUAUUCCAUCAUCUAUGAAUUGCUAAAAAAGUUCUCUUCAUCCUUACACUUAAAGAAGAGUGGUAAUUUGAUGUGACAACUGAGUAGUUGUACUUCUCUGAGAAUAGAUUUUGAAAAUUUGAACAGAGAGCCUUCAAAGGCAUAUAAGUUUUCAUCUUUCCUUUUUAACCACAAGCCAAUCCAUUUUGGUCCAUUUUGACCACCCAAAAUACUUCGUAAAGAUCAAGAUCACUAGAACUCACUAGAACUCUGAGUAACACACUUCACAACACACCCAAAUUUUUUGAUCCUACUACUUGAGUAACAUACUAGAACUCUGCAUCACUUCACAAUACAGGAUUUGCUAAAAAACUAUUAUUUCCACUUCAACCAACUAUCUUUGAUAAGCCAAUUCUAAAACAAAACUAAGCAUAUCAUCUCUUGAAUAUACCCUUAUAAAGAAAUUUAGAAAAUAUACCAACAAAAGAUCAAGACCAAGCAGAGAAGUCCAUUUAUCUUCAUGCAACGCAAAGGAAUCACCCAAAACUACCCAUCUUUCCAAGGCAACUUUAAAUCCACAGGUUUUUUCUUCUAUUUUUCAACUUGUUGUUUGCUUUGUUUGCCUAAUGUAGUCCUCACGUGCUUGUUUUCAUUUCAUGGAAUCAAGUGUUCAAGUUCUUGUUUGUGUUCUGUAUUUUGUUGAGACAUUUAUUUAGUUACUCAUUGAGUGUACGUAUAAUUUAAAACGUACGAUAUUGAUAUCGAAUAUGCAAUGGUUUAGUCCAUUGCAACUAAAAAUACUUUGUUCCUAAGCAAUUUGUGGAUCUUCCCAAGCUUAGUUUAUUUUGAAACAGAAGCAAAACUUUGUUAAGGAAUGUUUUUGACCAUGUGGCAAAUGAAAUUCAUGCGUUCCUCUAUUAUAUUUAUUCUAAGCCGUUAUUUUACAACAUAAGCUCACUCUUAAAUUAGUUUAUAGGUUUUGGUUGCUGAUAUUAAAUUCUACAAACGCUCAUCAAGUACAUGGUUAGGAAAUAAGUUCUUGAUAUAUAUAAUGGUUCUUUUACAUUCAAAUUACUACAUGGUAAUCCUCCAUUUUCUUCUUUGUUGUGGUAAUGCUGGUACACAAAUGUAUGUGUUAUGGAUACUUAUAUUCAUGUUGUCUUUGUAGGUUCAACUAGAGUGAACAACUUCAUGAGUUUUAUUUCAAAGAACAUUUCCAGAGACGAACAUUCUCGGUUGGUCGUUUAUGCUUCUGUAGAAAAUCUUGUUAGAUGUAUUCUAAUGCUAUUUAAAUUUUUUUUUGAUUAAGGGCUAGGAUUCCGUAUAUGUGGAUUAUUGAAACUUGUAUUGAGAUGUACAAAUAUUAUAAAUUGUAUUAUAGUGUAUAUAUAUUAAAGUGUUGGCUA
Cucumis sativus (cucumber) is the source of this 5439-nucleotide messenger RNA. RefSeq lists its product as uncharacterized. The record is from RefSeq and is a predicted model, not a curated record. Gene Ontology annotation, molecular function: cysteine-type peptidase activity. The transcript has 11 exons. Gene Ontology annotation, biological process: proteolysis. NCBI's taxonomy places the organism in Eukaryota, Viridiplantae, Streptophyta, Magnoliopsida, Cucurbitales, Cucurbitaceae. The coding region runs from base 1703 to 2671 and encodes 322 amino acids.